UUUUUGUCAUUUGUAUUUAUCCGUGAAACCGGUAAAAGUUUAUCCGAACAGACUCAUGCAAUGUGGAAGAUGUAAUCAUGAUAAUGAACAAUCAAAUCAUAAAUCAGAAGCAGUAGAAUCACAAUACGGAAAAAUUGCUGAAAAUUCUUUAUUUAAAUGUAUUAACAGAUUUGAUGGUUGUCGAGAAUUGUUAAAAUAUUCUGAGGUGCAGGAUCACGAACAGGUAUGCUUGAAAAAAAUUCACAGGUGUCCAAUAUGUUAUGAAGAAAUGGCGAGUCUUCUUUUACUUCCACACUUUCACUCCAACCAUAAGGAUGCUAUAUUGGAUUGUCCAGCAUUUAUUUUCAAGUUGAAUAACCAUUUAGAAACUCCCAAUGCUUAUACGUAUCAAGAAGGAGAUAAUUUGUUUUUUCUGUAUGUUAACUAUCGUAAGUCCGAAAAUACAAUAAAAUUAGAUUUAGUUUAUAUGGGCAACUUAGAACAUGCUAAAAAUAUAUACCACCAAUUUAGUUUAAGUAGCGAAAAUAAAGAAUUUGAUAUUGUAUUGGACCCAACACCUUGUACGCAGGAUAUUGUUGUUGUGGAUAUAUCACAUAUGUCAAACUUUGUACAAAUUAAAUUUAAGUUAAUUGAUCGCAAUCUAAAGGUUUUGAUGUCAACGGAAAUUAGUAACGCUGGAGUUGUAAAGAAACCUGUACUCAAUCCUGUACUCAAUAAUGCUCUACACGGGUCUCAAAUUGUAAAAAAACAAUCGGAACUUAGUCAAAGAUGUGUUAAAUGCCAAGAAUAUUACAUUUUUUCAUUAUCUACAUAUUCAAUUUCCUAUUAUUAUAAAGAUAAACGCAGUAACAAUUGUAUAUGUUACUACUGUUAUCAGUGGUUCAAGAGUGAUGGAUAUAUUAGAAGAAUAAUUCCCAAAAAAAUAGCGACUGACAUGUGGAAUUGUAGUAAUUGUCGUAGCAACAUUCAGGCUUCAGAUAUGCAGUUCCAUGAAAUAAAUUGUAAACAAGGUAAAAAAUUUAGUUGCCCUAUAAAAAAUUGUCGUGAAAAAGGAACUGUUAACGAAAUAACCGAACAUUUGAAAGUUCAUAAUUGUCUGGCAUUUUCGUCUCACUUUAAAUUAACUUCAGAUUCUUUAAGAUGUUAUGUAUUUGUAAAGAAGUAUAUUGUAUUUUUACAUUUAACCCGUGUUGAAUCAACUUUUAAUGUAAAGUAUAAUAUUCAGGUGAAAAUCGUAACCAAAACCGACAAUAAUGAAAACAGCACAACAUUAAAACCACGUGUUAUGUUUUUUGACAGCAGAAAUCAACUUUUGAAUGGUUAUAGCAUGGGUACGAGUACUGGUGAAAUAUUUAUAAAGGUUAUUAUAAAUAACUAGGUAAACAGUCUUAUUUAUUCUUCUUUUGGCAUCAUAACCCUGGCUCAGAUCUCUCUUGUGCCCUUCUCAUUCCAUUAUCUUAUGUUUAUGGUUUUCAGGUCGUCUUCCACAUCAUCCAACCAUAUCGUUCUUGGCCUUCCUUUUUUUGGCGUUGUUAUCGGCUUCCAUUGUAACAUUUUCUUUGUUGUUUUUGCAUCUUCUUGUCUCUAUACAUGUCCCAGUCGUGACAGUAUUUGUCUUUUCAUAAAUCUUGCCAUAUAAUACUUCUCGUUCAAUUCAUCAACCUCAUCCUUUCUCCUGAUUCUCCAUGUGCCGUAUUCCUCUCGCACCGGGCCAUAUACUUUUCUCAGUAUCUUUCUCUCGAGUGUCAUGUGAUGGGCUUCAACUUUUUUCGUCAUUACCCAAGUUUCGCAACUAUGGGUUAUACGGGUCUAAUCAAUGUUCUGUAGAUAGUCAUUUUGGUUCUUUUUUCUAAUAAUUUAGAUGCCAUCAAUCUUUUAUUAGCAUAGUAUGUACGAUUCCCACUGGAAAUACGUGCAUUAAUUUCACUACUUACGGAAUUCUUGUGAUUGAUUGCUGCGCCCAGUUAUGUAAAGGCAUCCACACGUUCAAUAGUAUAGUUGUCCAUUGCGAUAUUAUUUUAAUUGUCAGGUGUUAUUUUUCAAAACAAUCAAUUUUGUUAGAUCAUCAGUUGGCGCUACAGGCCUUCAUGAGCAUUGCCUCAAAACAUUCUUACAUUACUCCCUGUUCAGCAGGGGUGGGCAAAUACUUUUAAGCGCGGGCCAAAAUGAAAUUUUCAUAAUGUUUCCCGGGCCGAAGUACUGUACCGCCUACUUACGCUGUGCACAUGCGAAUAUUUUUGGUCGAAUUUUGCCCUGCCCAAGAAAUUUUUUUUACAAAAAUACUUCUUCUUCUUCUUUUUGUAUAGACAUGACUCUGUCUGAUUUUUAAAUGUGCCUCCAGUAAGUUGUCGUUCCAUAGUUUUCUUGGUUUUCCCACUGACCGCCUUUCUAUUGAGGAACCGUCUCUCGCCGUCCUUAUAGUGCUCUAUUUGUGGUCAUUCGGCUUAUGUGGUCAUUCCAUUCUACUCUUCUGUUUCUUACCCGGUUAUAACUGUUGUCCACCUUGCAUCUCCGUCGUAUAUCUAUAAUUCUAGCUCCGUCCCAUAGUGUCUUGCCAUCGAUUUUUCGAAGAGUUUUCAUCUCCGCUGUUUCGAGCAAUCUUUUUGCGCUCUCUGUGUCAGGUCGUGUUUUUUCCGUGUAUGUCAAUAUUAGUCUGAUGACUGUUCUGUAAAUUCUGCCUUUCAUUUCUUUUCCGAUAUUUUUAUUGGUCCACAUUGUGUCAUUCAGGUAACCUGCGACUCUGUUUGCUCUAUUCACUUGAUCUUCCACUUCUGUUUCGAGUUUCCGUAGCUAGAUAUUGUGACGCCUAAAACUCACUCACUUGUUUUAUUACAUAACCCUCCAGCUCCCAUUUACAUCUUAUUGGAUGUGCUGUUAUAACCAUGCAUUUUGUUCUUUUUAGGGAAUUAACAUGUUUCUGGUGGUUAUAUUAAAUUGGUGCAGCAUAAUCCGCUGUAAAUUAUCUUCACUCUGAGAGAUUAGUAUUGCAUCUUCUGCAUUGCAGAUUAUUUUAAGUUAUUUUUCUCCCAUUUGGUAUCCUUUUUUAGUUCUUACUUUUUUAUUAUUUUAUCCAUGAUUAGGUUGAACAGUAAGGGUAAACAUAAUAAUAACUCAGGGAAUCCCCCUGUCGUAUGCCAUUGCCAGCUUCAAUUGGAUCAGUUAGUUCAUCUUCUACUUUUACUUUUAUUGUGGUAGAUGUUUUCGAUCAUUGACAAAAAUAUGUUAAAGCAUUUGGACAAAGAAACUUUACUGUUUACAAUAGAUAAUAGUAAUAAUACAUUAUCUAACUGGGGUGUGCAUGCAAACAAUUUGUGCCCACUAAAAUAUGUCACGUAAUUUUUAAAGAAAUAUGGUCCAUUGUAUCAUUCAUAACAAGGAUCCAGAUAAAAAAUGAAGAUAUUGAACAAGUGGAUAAUACGAUUCUGUAUUACAGAAGAUCUAAAUCCGAAAUCAAAAAUUCGAUGAAGAAUAGGCUAUCAAAAGCAGCCAUUUUGAAUAUAGGGAAAUUUCUGAGUAACCAAAGACUCAAUCUGCAAAUCUGAUAUCGGAUGAUAAAAUGUUAUAUCCACUCUAUUCUUCUUUAUGGUGCCGAAGCUUGGACUGUUGACUUAAUGAGAAAACUGAAGCUUUUGAGAUGUGGCUUUUUAAAAGAAUUUUGAAAAUACCCUGGACCGAUCAUAUUACGAACGAAAUGGUGCUGCACAUAAUGGGAAGAGAUAGAGAACUUCUGACUAUCAUUAAAAGAAGAGAUAUCGUAUUAGGGCACAGAAAUGAUAAGUAUGAGUUGUUGCAGCUGAUUGUGAAGGGUAAACUCGAAGAAAAAAUGGAAAAAAAAACCAAAACAUCACUGUCUCGAAGAGUGAGAGAAGUGAUUGUUCAAUUCUAUGUAGUAAAGUAGGAAUAUAGUUUCAACUGUUCGAAAUUAUAAUACUCUCUAUUAUUUAGGUACAUAUUUCAUUAUUUAUAUGAACAUUACACACAUUAAUACUGUUAAUUUUAACAAAAAAGAGAUUAAAAAAAUGCUUGUGGGAUUUUUCAACGGGCCGGAUAAAAUAAGCGAAAGGGCCGGAUGCGGCCCGCGGGCCGGCUUUUGCCCACCCCUGCUGUUCAGUGUCUGUUCUCUCAAUUCCCUUACUCAAAUCCACCUUAAAUCUUUCUGCACAUCGUCCAGGUCUCAAUUUAGGUCGCUCUUUCUUCUUCUUUCGACCGGCUUAUUUAGUUUAGUUAUUUUAGUAGGAUCACUUUCAUCCAUCCACAUAAUGUGACCCACCAAUCUUAGGCGGUUUUAUUAUUUUGAUAGUUUUGACGAUAUCUGCACAACCAAAAAGUUUAUAGAGUUCGAAAAUAUAUCGCCUUUUCCACAGAUCCUGUUCGUUAAUUUGGUCAUCCAAAAGUAAUCUAACACACACACACACACGUUCAUACACACACAAGAUAGUUGUAAGUAAAAUUUUAAUAUAUUUUUUAAAUCCGUUUUGAAGCCAUUGAAUAGUAAACAAUUUUAAAAUGCCCUUCGCUACAUAUCUUUGAACUACUUCUCGAUUCUCGACUAGGCGAUUUCUUUGAUCAAAUAAUUGUUAUGAUAAUAUUUAACUUCAUCAAAAGUAGAGAACUUAAUAAUUGUCGUUUACUUUAGUUAUAAAUCAAUCAAAUUUUUCAUAUUCUAAUUUGUUACCAAUUAUCAUAACAAUAUUUUUGAAUAAUUCUGCUGGAUUUUUAGUUAUACAAAAAUGUGAUAAAUUUUAACAAUAGACGUACUAUGUGAUUAUUAUAGACACUAAGUUAGUUUUAAAAACAAUUCUUUGUAUAAUUGAAAUUUAAUCAUUUUUAUUUUAUCUUAUUAGAUUUUAUAUUAGAUUUAUAUAACUGUCCAAUAAUUAUAA
Diabrotica virgifera virgifera (western corn rootworm) is the source of this 4883-nucleotide messenger RNA. RefSeq lists its product as uncharacterized. The transcript is spliced from 2 exons. Bases 56 to 1378 code for a protein of 440 amino acids. Gene Ontology annotation, biological process: proteasome-mediated ubiquitin-dependent protein catabolic process; multicellular organism development. Lineage: Eukaryota; Metazoa; Arthropoda; Insecta; Coleoptera; Chrysomelidae. Gene Ontology annotation, molecular function: ubiquitin conjugating enzyme binding; zinc ion binding; ubiquitin protein ligase activity. Gene Ontology annotation, cellular component: cytoplasm. The record is from RefSeq and is a predicted model, not a curated record.